AUCAAUGGCGUGUCACGUGAUUCCCUCAGCUUUCAGCUUGCCGGCAUAUUGAAUCCUGGCAGCCCCGACCCUUCCCGUUUGCCUCUCGUCCAAUCCAUGCCGGAUGCUGAGAGGAGCGCUGGCUGCCCUGGCUCUGGGCUUAGUGACCACCUGGGUCUGGAGCCGCUGGUUCGAUCCCCGAUUGUGGCUGUGGCAGACACAUUACCCGGAGUGGGUGCUAAACGCCGCCGAAUUGAGCCGCUACACGGGUGGCGUUGGUAGCCCGGGGCUUUACUUGGCUGUGCUGGGAAAGGUCUUCGAUGUGCAGCGCGGACACAAGCACUAUGGACCAGGGGGAGCCUACAGUUUCUUCGCCGGGAAAGAUGCCUCUCGAGCUUUUGCAACAGGUGACUUCAGUAAAACGGGCUUGGUGGAUGAUAUUGUGGGGCUGUCACCGUCAGAAGUGCUGACCAUCCAGAACUGGCUGUCAUUCUACAAUAAGAAUUAUGUGGCUGUCGGCAAAGUUGCAGGGAGAUUUUAUGAUGAAAAUGGGAACCCCACAACUCUUCUACAGCAAGCCCAAGCACUGAUUGAUGAAGGGCAGAGGCUGCAGGCCCGAGAGGAGGAGAAAAAGCAACGCUUCCCACCUUGUAACGCUGAAUGGCGCUCAGCUUCUGGAAGCAGAGUCUGGUGUUCCAAGGAAAGUGGUGGAAUCAGCAGAGAUUGGGCUGGCGUCCCCAGGAAGAUGUAUGAGGCAGGCUCACGGGGCAGCCACUGCGUGUGCGUGAAAACAGAAGGGGACCCUUCUGAGCCAUCCUCUUCCUUCCAGCCCAGCAACAGAGGCGACUUGGACAACCCCAAGCUGCAAGAAUACGAAGGCUGCCACCCACUGGCCAACUGGUGUGCUUUGAAAGACUAAGGCAGCAUUUAAAUGCCAAAAGCAACUCAAACGAAGCCAAGAUCUGCACACAGAGCUUGUUAGUCACUUCACUUAUCCUCCUCAUCUGCUUUGAAGCAAAUGCUGCUUCCCUAUGAUGUGUGAAUGCAGGCGGGCCAGGUGGAUUGGAGUUCUGUUCCCCACAUUCUGGGAUUAAGAAGGGAAGCCAUGUGCUGUUUUGAACUGACAGUAGGCCUUUUGAAAAUAUAUUGGCAUGAGUCACUA
Molecule: messenger RNA, 1141 nt
Organism: Heteronotia binoei (common prickly gecko)
Lineage: Eukaryota; Metazoa; Chordata; Lepidosauria; Squamata; Gekkonidae
Product: neuferricin
Exons: 4
Coding region: 104-898 (264 amino acids)
Cellular component (GO): membrane; endomembrane system
Source: RefSeq, a predicted model, not a curated record